UCAUCCUGCAUUCAAACGUCCAGAUGUACGGGAGCCAGUAUUUAGCGUUGCCUCGAGUGCACUGUUCAACAGGUCCUGUCCACCCCCGGAGUCAAAGUGUAAUCUUCCAAAAUGGCCGAUCUGGAGCAGAUCAGAACACGUGUGACGCUCACAGAACACGAAGUUAUCAACACGCACAGCACAGACUUUCCCGGUAACUACGCCGGGUAUGACGACACAUGGAGCCUGGCCAAGUUCGAGGAGAAGUUCCGAGUGAACAUCGUGUCGUUGGAGGGAUCAGAGCUGGAGUUUGACAUGGUUGGUAUAGACGCUGCCAUCGCAAACGCCUUCAGGAGGAUCCUACUGGCUGAGGUCCCCACCAUGGCUAUAGAGAAGGUGUUUGUGCACAACAACACGUCCAUCAUCCAGGACGAGGUGUUGGCUCACCGGCUGGGUCUCAUCCCCAUCCACGCUGACCCCAGGCUGUUCGAGUACAGGCAGGAAGGUGAUGAUGAGGGGACGGCUGAGGACACGCUAGAGUUCCACCUGAAUGUGAAGUGCACCAGGAACCCACAGGCACCCAAGGACUCCACAGAUCCUGAUGAGAUUUACAAGGAUCACAAAGUCUAUACCAAACAUCUAAAGUGGGUCCCCCUGGGUAACCAGGCUGAACUGUACAGUGAAGGAGACAUCAAACCUGUGCAUGAUGACAUCCUGAUUGCCAAACUCAGACCAGGGCAGGAGAUGGAUCUGAAGUUACACUGUGUGAAGGGGAUUGGGCGGGACCAUGCUAAGUUCUCACCUGUUGCCACAGCCUCCUAUCGCCUGUUACCAGAGAUCGUCCUGACAGAAGAGGUCAAAGGGGAGAGGGCAGACAGACUGGUCAGGUGUUUCAGCCCGGGGGUCAUGGAGGUCACAGAGGAGAAUGGUGUGAAGAAAGCCAGAGUUGUGAACUCGAGAUUGGACACUUGCAGCAGAGAAAUCUUCAGACAUCCGGAUCUGAAAGACUGCGUAAAGCUGAACAAACUGCGUGACCAUUUUAUAUUCUCAGUGGAGUCCACAGGAGCGCUGGCCCCAGACGUUCUGGUGUGCGAGGCCACCAAGGUGCUGAUGGGCAAGUGCAGGAAGUUCCUGUCAGAACUGGACGCAGCCGCUGACACUGAACAGCAGAACUUGAGAUGAAAAUAUAGCCUGAAUGGAUAUUGUGGAGAAGAGCGGAGAUAUAAAAACUAUUUCAUGUAUGUCUUAUAUAGUUCGUCUUUAUUUUAGCGUAUCCAGGUUCUGAUUGCUGAUUACUGUGUCUCUUGGUUAUAUCAACAUUAAGGUAUGAUGAUGUUAGUACUAAAAUCACUGGCCAUUCAUUGCAAGAGAAACAGGAGUGAAGAAAGCAAAUAUAAACCGUACAGACAUAAGGCACAGCCACUUUAUUGCCAUCCAUACAAAUGGUACCUAAUACAAAAUGUCAAUGCUCUAGUAAUUCCACUGCUGGCUGCAUUCAGCUCUCUUGCUACUGAUCAAAAAUGGGUCCUGACAAAACGUCAGACCUGCAUCAUCCGUACAAAACUCUCUUCUAACGAUUGUCUCCGCUUUUUCCUAUUGCCACUAAAUGUUGUACUUAGCAUUACAACAGUAUGCACUAUAAAUUACACAAAAAAA
Messenger RNA from Branchiostoma floridae (Florida lancelet), 1635 nucleotides. Its product is annotated as DNA-directed RNA polymerases I and III subunit RPAC1-like. Gene Ontology annotation, cellular component: RNA polymerase III complex; RNA polymerase I complex. The transcript is spliced from 12 exons. Gene Ontology annotation, biological process: DNA-templated transcription. Bases 112 to 1161 code for a protein of 349 amino acids. NCBI's taxonomy places the organism in Eukaryota, Metazoa, Chordata, Leptocardii, Amphioxiformes, Branchiostomatidae. Gene Ontology annotation, molecular function: protein dimerization activity; DNA binding. The record is from RefSeq and is a predicted model, not a curated record.